AUGAUUAACAUUGAUGACAUUGAAUCCAAAUAUGACUCGGAUGGUUCAUUUGAAUUGAAGAGUCAAAGUCAAUCCAAUGAAGAUGGGAAUAAUAAGACAAGGAGGCCUAGAUUUUCAGUUUUUAAUGAGCAAACAGACAUGAAGAAAUCAAAGUUUGAAAUUGGUCUGAAGUUCACAUCAGUCAUUAUAUUCCGGUUGGCUGUAAGAAUCCAAGCAAUUAUGGAUGGGAGAGAUGUGUAUUUCAAGAAAAAUGAUACACGGAGGGUGAAAGUGAAAUACAGAAGUUGUGACUGGCAGCUAUUUGGAUCUAAAAUGCAAGAUGAAAAUACCUUUCAGAUAAAAAUAGUUAGUGAUGAGCACACUUGUGAAAGAGUGUUCCACAAUAAAAACAUGAUAUCUAGGUUGGCUAGCAAACUAUUUGUUGAUAAAGUAAGGAAAACGCCAUCUAUGACAGUGCAUGAGUUGAUGACCAAAGUAAAUGAGGAGUUAAAUGUUGAUUUCAGCCUUAAGCAAGAGUAUAGAACACUUAGAAAAGUUAGAGACACUAUUCAGGGGUCCUAUGACAAACAGUACACCAUGUUGGAAUCAUUUUGUGGUGAAUUGAGGAGGGCAAAUCCGGGAUUUACUGUGUUUAUUGAGAUUGAUAUAGAUGAAGAUGGUGUUUCUAGGUUUAGAAAGCUGUAUAUGUGCUUAGAACCAAUAAAGAGAGAUUUUUUAGCUGGUUGUAGAAAGUGGAUUGGGUUAGAUGGUUGCUUCCUAAAAGGUCCAUAUGGUGGGCAGCUUUUGUCAGCAGUUGGAAUGGACGAUGAUAACAAAAUGUUUCCCUUGGCAAUGUCAGUUGUUGGGGCAGAGAAUUAUGAUAACUGGAAUUGGUUUUUAGGAUUGCUUGUACAAGAUUUAAAAAUUGAAGACUCUAGUUGCUGGUGCAUUAUGACUGACAAACAAAAGGGUCUACUUCAGGCUGUUAGAGACAAACUUCCACAAGCUGAGCAUAGGUAUUGUGUCCAACACCUUUACACUAACUUCAAGCAAAUGCAUAGAGGUCUUGCUCUUAAAGACAGGCUUUGGAGAUGUGCAAGGGUUUCAUAUAUGACUCAAUUCAAAGCAAAAAUGGAGAUAAUGAAUCAAGAAUCAAAGGAUGCAUAUGCAUGGUUGGAUGAAAAGGACCCCAAUACUUGGUCAAUGGCUCAUUUCAAGAUUGGAUUGGAUUGCAAUAUACUGGUUAAUAAUAUGUGUGAAUCUUUUAAUUCAGUUAUUUUAAAGGCACGAUCACUGCCUAUCAUAGGUCUCUUAUGUCCAGCAAUUUUUGACAUUCUUGAGAAGGCCAAGAAAGAGCAAUGCAUAUGCAUCUGCUAUUACGCUGGCACAAUGAAGUAUCAGAUAUGUUAUCCUUUUGGUGACCAGUUUGUCGUUGAUUUGGGGAGCAAGACCUGCACUUGUAGAAAAUGGCAACUGAGGGGAACCCCAUAUGGUCAUGCAGUGGCUGCUAUUUAUAAGAGACGUGACAAGCCAGAAAAAAAUGUGGCACCCAUCUACUGGAAGAGUACAUACAUGAAGAGUUAUGAACCUAUGUUGAAUCCAAUCUAUAGACCUAAUCUGUGGGUCCCAGUAGAUUUACCACCAAUGAAGCCUCCAAAAUAUAGGAAAACACCUGGAAGGCCAACAAAAGGCGAGGAAAAAGGGACCAGAUGA
This is a messenger RNA of Coffea arabica (coffee), 1692 nucleotides long. RefSeq lists its product as uncharacterized. Lineage: Eukaryota; Viridiplantae; Streptophyta; Magnoliopsida; Gentianales; Rubiaceae. The record is from RefSeq and is a predicted model, not a curated record. Gene Ontology annotation, molecular function: zinc ion binding.